GCGGGAGUCAGCACAUCCUACGCACUUUGCGUUUAACCUAUCCGAGGAGAACGGUAUAUUCACCGAACUGCGGUGAAUUGCGCUGCGAAGGAAUUCAGCAUUUGGGUCCUUUUUCCUUUUGAGACGCUGCAGACGUUUUUGUCACCCUUUCAGUCAUGUGGUUCAUCAAUCUCAUACUGCUUAUUCUAAAACUAUUGGUUUCGGCAGAGGGAUUUUCUACUUGUCAGUCUUAUGACUUGGACGACCACAAAUCAAAGAGGAUAGAGGCGGUGCGAGGGCAAAUCCUCAGCAAGCUGCGCCUUCGCGCACCACCCGAUCCUGCCUCCAGUCCUCCACCAGAGUCGCUACCCGUUGAGGUAAUGUUACUGUACAACAGCACUAAGGAGCUUCUGAAGGAACGUGUGCGCCAGGCCGAGUCUUCUUGCGACCGGGAGAGUAGCGAGGAGGAUUAUUACGCAAAGGAGGUCCAGCGUGUGGAUGUGCUUCCUCAGCGCGCGGACACUAACGCGAUAAACACAGUGCCCCAGAAUCCAUACUUCAGAGUGGUGAGGUUCGACCUAACCAAUGUAGAAAGAAAUUCAAGCACACUUGUCAAGGCGGAAUUUCGCAUCUUCAGAGUGCAAAACGCACGGGCGCGCGUCACAGAACAACGAGUGGAAAUAUACCAGAUUUUGAAAUCUGAUGAUGUUACGGCUCCUUCUCAGAGGUACAUCGAUUCAAGAACAGUACAGCCCCAAGCCAAAGGGGCAUGGCUGUCUGUUGAUGUUACAGAGACAUUGAAGGAGUGGAUGGCUUUUCAAGAGAAGAAUCUGGGACUGAAGCUCAGCGUUCAUUGUCCAUGCUGCACAUUCGUUCCAUCUACAAAUAAUAUCCUGUUCAACAAAAGUGAGGAGCUGGAAGCUCGAUUUGCAGGUGUUGAUGAUGACCUGGUUCGCCAGAACAGGCGGCCAGGUCUGACAAAAGGCCAGGUGGAGUUUAGUACUAAAACGCCGCACCUCAUACUAACGCUGCUACCCACUGACCGUUUGGAGAACCCUAACAAAAAGCACCGCAAGAGGAGAGCAGCCAGUGACACUACAACAUGCUCAAGGAAUGCAGACCAAAGCUGCUGUUUGAGGUCUCUAUAUAUUGACUUCCGUCGGGAUCUAAAUUGGAAAUGGAUCCAUGAGCCGAAAGGAUACCGAGCAAAUUUCUGCGCAGGGAACUGUCCCUACUUGUGGAGCGCAGAUAAUCACUACAAUAUGAUUCUGCCACUCUAUAACAAAAUGAAUCCUGAGGCCUCAGCAUCACCCUGCUGUGUGCCCCAGGACCUGGAGCCCCUCACUAUUGUUUAUUUCCUGGGUCGGACACCCCGAGUGGAGCAGCUUUCCAACAUGGUCGUCAAAUCUUGUAAAUGCCGCUGACUGCUGUAGGUAUGCGAGCAGGGGGACACUAACGAGAUGGAGCUUUCAGGUGGCCCCUAGGAGAUGGGAGGAGUGAUGCAAUUGACAGUAUGGACAAUAUCUGAUAGCAGGGAGAGCUAGUAAAUCUAUUUGAGACCUUGUUGUGCAGGCGUUUCUCAGGUUUCACUUGCUUUGAGUUGAUGCAGAGUUGCAGAGCAUUACUUGAGAACUGCUAAGAAGCUACCUUUCUCAAAAUUAAUCUUUCAAGUAGGCCUACAUGAUGGUAUUCAGUCUUAUUCAGUCUUUUGUCAUAUUUUUUAGUCUAAUACUUUUACAACAGUAAAAAUAAAGUAUUCAGGAAGUGGUGGUCUAAAAAAAGAAAGAGGGUAAAAAAACAGACUUUUUAUGUCACCUGAGUAUGCAAGAGAAGUUUGUAGAAUGGCUUAUAUUUUGUUUGAUUAUAGCAAAUGUAAAUAUUUUCCCAGCCAGAUAAGGGUUGUAUAUGUUUGUGUACCAAAUACAAUAACGUUUUAUUA
Molecule: messenger RNA, 1918 nt
Organism: Electrophorus electricus (electric eel)
Lineage: Eukaryota; Metazoa; Chordata; Actinopteri; Gymnotiformes; Gymnotidae
Gene: tgfb5
Product: transforming growth factor, beta 5
Biological process (GO): regulation of cell population proliferation; transforming growth factor beta receptor signaling pathway
Cellular component (GO): extracellular region
Molecular function (GO): growth factor activity; transforming growth factor beta receptor binding; cytokine activity
Source: RefSeq, a predicted model, not a curated record